Messenger RNA from Prosopis cineraria, 2307 nucleotides. Its product is annotated as WD repeat-containing protein LWD1-like. Gene Ontology annotation, cellular component: nucleus. Gene Ontology annotation, molecular function: protein binding. Lineage: Eukaryota; Viridiplantae; Streptophyta; Magnoliopsida; Fabales; Fabaceae. Bases 864 to 1919 code for a protein of 351 amino acids. The record is from RefSeq and is a predicted model, not a curated record. The transcript has a single exon.
AGAAAAUAAAUACUUCAAAUUAUAUGGAUGACUAUUUUUAGAAAAUGGAUAAGAUACUAUAAUUGCCGCACCCAGCACCCAGCACCCUGCUCGCAGGUAGGAACAGGUUCAAUUUCCAUCUCUUCACUCAUCAAUUCCCAUAUCAUAGGAAUGAUGAAUCACUCUGUCUGAAGAAAAUAAAAAUUUUGUUUCCUGCGCUGGGAAUCAUAUACAUGAAAAUUACAUAUAGGAUCACCGAAUAAAUCUCAUAAAAUUAGUGCAAAGCGAUGGGCUAUAUAGAUGAAUUGCCUAAACAAGAGAGAACUUGUCAUACCAAAGCAUGGUGGUUCAUAAAGAAGUGGUGUGAGUCCCUUAACCAUCCGUCCUAGAUUUGAUCCUUGAAGCGAUGAUAAUGUAGGUGAUGCGCUUGAGAGAGACAAGGCCUAGAAAUGACAGACUCGAAUUGGAAUUAAAUCAGAGUUAUUGGUUUGAAUAGCGGGUGAUUUGCUCGGGAAAAAAACUUGUCACGGGCUCACUCGACCACUGGCCAAGUAAGCAAUCCAAUACCUCGUGUUUCUAGUUCUACAAUAUAGUAUGGCAAGGAAAAGGAGCGAUGGAUUUGGGGAGCAUUCAUACUUUAUACGUUAUCCAAAUGGUGUGCGAUGCCUAAUCCAGAAGGGAGGGCCCCGCAUAAAGUGUUGUGGGUCCCUCCUCUGCUCUGCUCGAUCUCAAAGUCUUUCCCGUUCGGGCCGGGGAAUUCGGAUUAGCCUUCUCGUUGGCUGCAAUCCCCUUUUGUCCUGUCCCAGUGCGAUACGGUAUCAUAUCCUUUUGUUCUCGUUCUCAGCUGCCGCCCCUUCCUCCUCCGACCCAAAAUCCACGGCCACAUGGGAGCGAGCAGCAGCGAUCCCACUCAGGAUGGCUCCGAUGACCACCAGAAGCGCUCUGAGAUUUAUACUUAUGAAGCUCCCUGGCACAUCUACGCCAUGAACUGGAGUGUCCGUCGCGACAAGAAGUAUCGCCUCGCCAUCGCCAGUUUGCUCGAGCAUUGCCCCAACCGCGUUGAAAUUGUUCAGCUCGACGACAUCAACGGCGAGAUUCGCUCCGAUCCUUCUCUCUCCUUUGAGCACCCUUACCCUCCUACCAAGGUCAUAUUCAUCCCGGACAAGGAGUGCCAGAGACCCGACCUCCUCGCCACCUCCAGCGACUUUCUCCGAGUCUGGCGCCUUUCCGACCCCGAUGAUAAUCCCGCCCAGCGGGUCGAGCUCAAGAGCCUCCUCAAUGGCAACCAAAACAGUGAGUUCUGCGGCCCUCUCACCUCUUUCGACUGGAACGAGGCGGAGCCCAAGCGUAUCGGCACUUCCAGCAUUGAUAAAACCUGCACAAUUUGGGAUAUCGAGAAGGAGGCCGUGGACACGCAGCUCAUUGCCCAUGAUAAGGAUGUUUACGACAUCGCUUGGGGUGGCGUUGGGGUCUUCGCCUCCGUCUCCGCCGAUGGAUCCGUUAGGGUUUUCGAUUUGCGCGAUAAGGAGCAUUCUACUAUAAUCUACGAGAGCUCCGAGCCGGACACGCCCCUGGUUCGACUCGGGUGGAAUAAGCAGGACCCGAGGUACAUGGCCACAAUCAUCAUGGACAGUGCCAAGGUCGUCAUCCUUGAUAUUCGUUUCCCUACGCUUCCGGUGGUGGAGUUGCAGAGGCACCAGGCGAGCGUGAAUGCGAUUGCCUGGGCGCCGCAUAGUUCGUGCCAUAUAUGCACCGCCGGGGAUGACUCUCAGGCGCUAAUUUGGGACCUAUCCUCCAUGGGUCAGCCGGUGGAAGGAGGAUUGGAUCCUAUCUUAGCCUAUACUGCCGGGGCAGAGAUUGAGCAGCUUCAAUGGUCGUCGUCUCAGCCGGACUGGGUUGCGAUUGCUUUCUCCACCAAGCUUCAGAUCCUAAGGGUAUGAAAUUUGAUAUUUUCCUGACAUAGCCAUCCAUUCACCUGUCACCAAGGUUGAAAUCGCCACAUUUAAGAUACUUUGCAAAAUUCAGGUUUACUGUUUUACACCCAGUCGUCAGCACAGUUGACCCCUAUUGGGUGGAAUGGUGAUAAUUUGUCUCUGAUGCCGUGCCACUUGUAUGAACAAUGAACCUUGUCAUUUAUUUUCAGUUCAGUAGAUAUGCAACAAAAUAGGGGUAGUUAAUUUUAUCCUUCUGGAGUCCUAAAGGGCGCAUAAGCCAGUGCCACGAAGGUGGCCUCGUGUUUUCCCAGGUUGUUAAUAACUGUGAGACAUGGAUAAUCUUCUUGUGUGUACAUGUUUUAUUAUCCAUAUUUUAACUCUGGCAUUGUGAUCA